Molecule: messenger RNA, 1194 nt
Organism: Symbiodinium natans
Lineage: Eukaryota; Dinophyceae; Suessiales; Symbiodiniaceae
Source: the annotation of a GenBank genome assembly
AUGGACAAUCCGCAUCUCAAGAGUGUCCUGGCCGAAUUCCCCGACGUGGAUGCAGCGGCGCUGCCCUGGCCUCCUGGGGCCGAAACCUGGGAGGCCAAGGACGUGCAGCUGUUCAUCGGAAGUGGAGGUUUUCUCAAGCCAAAGAAGUCCAAGAAGGCAGCCGAAGUUAAGACAGCGCCACCUCCUCCCACGCCGGCGCCGGCAGAUGUGCCCACGCCCGCCCCGGCCGAGGAGGCGCACUCUGGCUAUCCGGCCACUUCCUCAUCCGAGCCAGCCGCGGCGUUUGAGGUGCCUGCGUUCAACCAGGAUCGCAAGACGCUGACCAUGCCCGUCCGCGUGCACUGCGAGGACACCGCGCCCAAUGGACACGUCCGGAUCGAGUCCUUGAACGCCUUCGCCGAGCGAAUACGGAGUUUGGCCCUGAAGCAGGUUAUGGGCAUCUCCCUGGCAGAUCUGAAGGAACGUGGCCUGGCCAUUCUGGCAACGGAGUAUGUCAUUGAGAUCGUGGGCAAAGGCAUCCGCGUCCUCGACACGCUGCGGAUUGACACGACGCCGGAGUUUCCGGCGGCCCCUCUCUUUCCCUGGGACACUCAGAUGUUUGCAGAAGACGGCUCGCUUUACAUGCGAGGCCUAUUUGGCUUGAACCUCUGCCAGAUCUCCGCCACGGGCGCGUACAGCGGAGCCGACACCACUGCAUAUAAUGCGUUCGCGAAGGACCUGAGGAAGUUCACGGACCCCAGCAGAAGCAAGUUUUCAACGACCUCGCUCCGCUUUUAUUCCGCAUACCCGAAGGCCGGGGCUCCUUUCACCCCAGAGAAGCACCUAAAGGCGACCUAUGUGGUCAGAUCCACAGACUGCGACAUGUACAAUGUCCUGUUCCAGGGACGAGUUCCGUCCAUGAUGGAGUCCUGCUAUCCGCAGCACGAUGCCAGGGCAUUCUAUGUCAACAUUCGGAUGUCCGUGCAUCCAGGAGAUGAGCUUGCCGUCCACGUGUUCGUGGAAAAGGCGAAAGCCUUCUUCGUUUGCCUGCGAGGUAAAGAGCCGGUGCUCACAGCAGUGGGACACUACGAGGCCUCGGCCAUCUGCCAAGAAGAGAUCAAGUGCGCCUCCUUGAGGCUGCCAAUCAUUCUCAAGUUCUGCAAUGAUGGGACGAAGCCAUCUCCCUGUGAGGACUUCGACUUUACCAAAGUCUGA